Molecule: messenger RNA, 3099 nt
Organism: Mesoplodon densirostris (Blainville's beaked whale)
Lineage: Eukaryota; Metazoa; Chordata; Mammalia; Artiodactyla; Ziphiidae
Gene: TLR1
Product: toll like receptor 1
Exons: 4
Coding region: 543-2933 (796 amino acids)
Biological process (GO): toll-like receptor signaling pathway; inflammatory response; immune response
Cellular component (GO): Toll-like receptor 1-Toll-like receptor 2 protein complex; membrane
Molecular function (GO): transmembrane signaling receptor activity; Toll-like receptor 2 binding; lipopeptide binding
Source: RefSeq, a predicted model, not a curated record
CCUCCUUCCCCAGGCUGUGGGGGUCGCGGCCGCGCUUCCGACCAACCUUGGGGAAGUUGGCUUUUCCGGCUUUGUGCCUCCGGGUAAGAAGUGGAUUUAUUUAGAGAGAAACACACUCCACAGACAAGAGUGUAGGCCAUCUCAGAAGGUACAGGACUUCCCUGGUGCAGUGAUUAAGAAGCCGCCAGCCAAUGCAGGGGACGUGGGUUCGAGCCCAGGUCCGGGAAGACUCCACAUGCCACAGAGCAACUAAGCACGUGCACCACAACUACUGAGCCUGAGCUCUAGAGCCCACAAGCCACAACUACUGAGCCCACAUACCACAACUACUGAAGCCCGUGCACCUAGAGCCCAUGCUCCGCAACAAGAGAAGCCACUGCAAUGAGAAGCCCACACACCGCAAGGAAGAGUAGCCUCCACUCGCCGCAACUAGAAAAAGUCCGUGUGCAGCAAUGAAGACCCAAUGCAGCCAUAAGAUCUGUAUGUGUAUCAAGAUGCUCUGAAGAAUAGCAACUACGCUUAGGAUUGUCUACUGUUACAAAAUGACUAAAACGAAUUCUAGCAUCUUCCAUUUUGCCAUCAUCUUCAUAUUAAUACUUGAGAUCAGAACCCAGUUAUCUGAUGAAAGUGAAUUUUUAGUUGACAGAUCAAAAACAGGUCUUACCCAUGUUCCCAAAGACCUAUCCCUGAACACAACAAUCUUAGAUAUAUCACAAAACUACAUUUCUGAACUUCGGACUUCUGACAUCAUAUCACUAUCAAAGCUGAAGAUUUUGAUAAUUUCUCAUAAUAGAAUCCAGUAUCUUGACAUGAGUGUUUUCAAAUUUAACCAGGAACUGGAAUACUUGGAUUUGUCCCACAACAAGCUGGAGAAGAUUUCCUGCCACCCUACUCUGAACCUCAAACACUUAGACCUCUCAUUUAAUGCAUUUGAUGCUCUGCCCAUAUGCCAAGAGCUUGGCAACAUGUCUCAACUAGAAUUUCUGGGGUUGAGUGCCACACAGUUACAAAAAUCCAGCAUGCUGCCGAUUGCUUAUUUGCACAUCAGUAAGGUUUUACUGGUCUUAGGAGACACAUAUGGGGAAAAAGAAGACCCUGAGAGCCUCCGAGACCUUAACACCCAGAGUCUGCACAUAGUUUUCCCCACAAGAAAUGAAUUCCAUUUUAUUUUGGAUGUGUCAGUUAGUACCGCCGUAAGUCUGGAACUGUCUAAUAUCAAAUGUGUGCCAGAUAAUAAUGGGUGUUCUUCUUUCCAAAAUGUUCUGUCAAAACUUCAAAAGAAUUCAAGGUUAUCAAAUCUUACUUUAAGCAACAUUGAAACAACUUGGAAUUUCUUCAUUAUGAUCCUCCAAUUGGUUUGGCAUACAAACAUCAAGUAUUUCUCAAUUUCAAAUGUGAAACUACAAGGUCACGUUGACUUCAGAGAUUUUGAUUAUUCUGGUACUUCACUGAAGGCCUUAUCUAUACACCAAGUUGUCAAUGAUGUGUUCAGUCUUCCACAAGGUUAUAUCUAUAAAAUCCUUUCAAAUAUGAACAUCCAGCAUCUCACAGUGUCUGCUGCACACAUGGUCCACAUGGUCUGCCCAUCCCAAAUUAGCCCACUUCUGUAUUUGAAUUUUUCCAACAAUCUCUUAACAGACAUGGUUUUUAAAAACUGUGCAAACCUGGCUAAUUUGAAGAUACUCAGUUUACAAAUGAAUCAGUUAAAAGAACUCGCAAAUAUAGUUCAUAUGACCAAGGAGAUGAAGUCUCUACAACAAUUGGAUGUUAGCCAGAAUUCCCUAAAGUAUGAUGAAAGUGAAGGAAAUUGCCCUUGGACCAGAAGUUUAUUAAAUUUAAAUAUGUCUUCAAAUAUACUUACUGACUCUGUUUUCAGAUGUUUACCUCCCAGGGUCAAGGUUCUUGAUCUCCACAGUAACAGAAUAAGGAGCAUCCCUAAAGAUGUCACCAGUCUAGAAACUUUGCAAGAACUCAAUGUUGCUUCCAAUUCUUUAGCCCACCUUCCUGGAUGUGGUACCUUUAGCAGCCUUUCCAUACUGAUCAUUGACUAUAAUUCAGUCUCCAACCCAUCAGCUGAUUUCUUCCAGAGCUGCCAGAAGAUUAGGUCCCUAAAAGCAGGGAACAAUCCAUUCCAAUGUACCUGUGAGUUAAGAGACUUUAUCCAAAGUGUAGAACAAGUAUCAAGUGAAGUGGUAGAGGGUUGGCCUGAUUCUUAUAAGUGUGAUUAUCCAGAAAGCUAUAAGGGAACCCCACUAAAGGACUUCCAUGUAUCUCAAUUAUCCUGCAACACAGCUCUGCUGAUUGUCACCAUUGGGGUCCCUGGGCUAGUGUUGGCUGUUACCGUGACUGUCCUCUGUAUCUACUUGGAUCUGCCCUGGUAUCUCAGGAUGGUGUGUCAGUGGACCCAGACCCGGCGCAGGGCUAGGAAUGUACCCUUAGAAGAACUCCAAAGAACUGUCCAGUUCCAUGCUUUUAUUUCAUAUAGUGGGCAUGAUUCUGCCUGGGUGAAGAAUGAGUUAAUACCAAACCUAGAAAAAGAAGAUAUAAGAAUUUGUCUCCAUGAGAGAAACUUUGUUCCUGGCAAGAGCAUCAUGGAAAAUAUCAUAAACUGCAUUGAGAAAAGUUACAAGUCCAUCUUUGUUUUGUCUCCCAACUUUGUCCAGAGUGAGUGGUGCCAUUAUGAACUCUACUUUGCCCAUCACAAUCUCUUCAAUGAAGGAUCUAAUAACUUAAUCCUGAUCUUGCUGGAUCCCAUUCCACAGUAUUCUGUUCCUAGCAGCUAUCACAAGCUCAAAGCUCUCAUGGCACAAAGAACGUAUUUGGAAUGGCCCAAGGAGAAGAGCAAACAUGGACUUUUUUGGGCUAAUCUAAGAGCAUCCAUUAAUAUUAAACUGAUGGACAAAGCAAAAGAAAUAAGUCACACACAAAUCUAAAAAUAUUCCUCUGCUGCAUUCGGAAAAAAUGUUGGUGCUUUUGGAAGCUCCAGCAAUGACUUUAUUUUGCAUCAAUAUAGAUAUAAACAUGAUUCUGAAUUUAGGAUGUAAAUAAAAAUGUGUAUGUCCUUUCAGGCCCCAGUUCCCCAUAUAUAUGUGGUAAUAA